GCAGCAAUCGACACUUCCUCACACCACGUCGAUCUGAUCCCGACACACAGAACAACUGGGCCGCGUGCGCGAGACCGUUGGCCUUCUUGCUCCCUACCACCAUCUCACGCCGACGUCCGACUUUCCCAGCGUCCUCUGCCGGGCCCUCCGUACUUGGAUUUCUUCUGGAACUAGUUGGAACUUCGCAUUCAGGCUGUAACCUCGGGCAGGAGAAUUUCUGCAACUUCUGUCAUCUUCCGACACUGCACACGACCCUUUGCCUAGUACAGUACUACUUGCUAUACUCUCUGCCCCCAUGGGAGACCCUGUCGACGUCUUGGAUCGGCACUACCUAGCCAUCACUCUCCUCGUUACAGUUGGCUAUCAGCUGCUUGGAUUUGCGAUAGCUUGGACGUUCCAGUUUGACAAAAUCACGGACUUCACCGGAGGAUCAAACUUCUUCAUACUAGCCCUCCUUACUCUCCUAUUGGGUCAGGAGUUCAGUGCGAGGAACAUCAUCACUAGCGUGUUUGUCAUGGUAUGGGCUUCUCGUCUAGCAGGCUUCCUGUUAUUCCGUGUCUUGAAGACAGGCAGCGACACACGAUUCGAUGACAUUCGGUCCCACUUCUUCAAGUUCCUCGGGUUCUGGAUUGGCCAGAUACUAUGGGUUUGGGUGGUUUCCCUUCCGCUGACCGUCCUUAACUCGCCUGCGGUAACGAAUCGCGGUCAGCCCGCGUUUGGUACCGCCAGCGAUAUCCUCGGCAUCAUCAUCUGGGUCAUUGGCUGGCUCAUCGAGUCCAUUGCCGACAUUCAGAAGUUCCAGUACAAGUCAUCGGGUGCUCCCAAGGAUAGACCCAUCGACGUCGGUCUAUGGGGAUGGUCUCGCCAUCCGCCCUACUUCGGCGAAAUUCUCUGCUGGUGGGGCAUCUGGACGCUCUCAAUCGCCCCGAGCCUGCACGGCGCUGGGAGCGCUUCCACGCGCUCCGCGCAGCUCGGCACGCUCGUGUCCCCGCUAUUUACCAUGAUCUUGCUUCUCUUCGGGUCGGGCGUGCCCACGGCCGAGAAGCCCGCCGCGCAGAAGUUCCACAAGAUGUCGUACCCCGACGGCGCAUCGCAGGAUCCGGCCCCGGAGAACGCGGCGUGGGCGAACUACCAGGCGUACCGCGCGCAGACGUCGAUCCUGCUGCCGCUCCCGCCGGUGGUGUACCGUGCGCUGCCGCAGUGGGUGAAGAGGACGGUGUUGUUGGAUUUGCCGAUGUAUGAAUGGACGCCGUGAGAGGGGUGAAGUGGUGUUUUGUCUGUGAGAGUCGUAUCGGCGGGGCGUGAUGGCUCAUGGAACAUCUAUCGAGCGUGCCGUUGUUAUAGAGCAUUAGCUCAUACCUCAAUGUAGUUCUGUGAGCUGAUUCGGUGCGUACC
Molecule: messenger RNA, 1395 nt
Organism: Trametes versicolor FP-101664 SS1
Lineage: Eukaryota; Fungi; Basidiomycota; Agaricomycetes; Polyporales; Polyporaceae
Product: DUF1295-domain-containing protein
Exons: 12
Coding region: 296-1255 (319 amino acids)
Biological process (GO): lipid metabolic process
Cellular component (GO): membrane
Molecular function (GO): oxidoreductase activity, acting on the CH-CH group of donors
Source: RefSeq, a predicted model, not a curated record